Humulus lupulus (European hop) is the source of this 276-nucleotide messenger RNA. RefSeq lists its product as uncharacterized. Gene Ontology annotation, biological process: translation. Gene Ontology annotation, cellular component: mitochondrion; ribosome. Lineage: Eukaryota; Viridiplantae; Streptophyta; Magnoliopsida; Rosales; Cannabaceae. The record is from RefSeq and is a predicted model, not a curated record. Gene Ontology annotation, molecular function: structural constituent of ribosome. The coding region runs from base 1 to 276 and encodes 91 amino acids. The transcript is spliced from 3 exons.
AUGGUUGAAGCUCCUCUUCAUGUUUCAAAUGUUCAAGUUAUUGAUCUAGUCACAGGGAAGCCUUGUAAAGUUGGGAUUAAGUAUCUUGAAGAUGGAACAAAAGUAAGAGGAUCCAGAGGCCUGGGUGCAUCAGGAUCCAUUAUUCCUCUUCCUGAGAUAUUGAAAAUAAGGACUACGCCAAGGCCUAUAGUUGCUAGUCCAAAGGAUACUCCAAUGGAUGUUGUGAUGGAGAACACUUAUGAUGUAAAAAUAGGGCGAGGCAUGCCUGAACUUUGA